Cantharellus anzutake is the source of this 1211-nucleotide messenger RNA. RefSeq lists its product as uncharacterized. Bases 246 to 1127 code for a protein of 293 amino acids. The record is from RefSeq and is a predicted model, not a curated record. Lineage: Eukaryota; Fungi; Basidiomycota; Agaricomycetes; Cantharellales; Hydnaceae. The transcript is spliced from 4 exons.
UUUACUGUCUUCUGCAGGCCGUCCAACGACACUGCAGAUAGGUAAGCCCUCCUUCAUACGAAUGCCGAAGAGAACUAACUGCUCAUGUAGAAUGUUGCGAGAUAGGGAUAUACUUGAGAGACCAGAGCCUGAGAGAAGCCUGUAAAGGAUUUCGUUCUGAAACAUGUCGAAACAUUCGACCGGCACGUGACUCGGUUCGGCUCCGUAACGGAGUUGGCCGAAUUUAUUUGCCUAUUUGUCCACAUAUGGCCAACAACAAUCAAAUCAACCUCUCUGAGCAGUUGCAGCUCUUGCAUGAGCUUAACUAUUCAGACCUCCACAUGCCCUACGGCACUCACAGCAACAAAGCGACCCGCGAAUAUGGUACCAAUCGCGAAGUUCGCUUUCUCGAUGCCAUCGCCGCGGCACUGACCACCGGAAAUCCUGGAGAUGUUUUCGCAGCUGCAUUCGAUAAGCGAGGGCACGUGGAGGUCGUUCUAGCAAAGAAUGGGCCUCUGACCCCCGAGGACAUAGCCGCCGCAAAUGAGCUCAUGUCUCUCAUCGGGGAUCCCACUGUUGCAGAGAGCUCCGCAGCGAUUUCACGUCAGCACUACAGGCAUACCUACCAAAGACUGACAUUCGGGUUGAGUUUCCUGGCCGGGGUGGGGGAGUGUUUCUUGGGAGACGCAGAGACCUCUCAGAAGUACGCAAUACUUUAUCUCCGCGCAGAUGCUCUUGGCCGCUCUCGUUUCCUGAAUACCCUCAUUGCCAAUUGUGGUCCCUUGGAGAUGGAUCGCAAGGGGAGGCUAGAGAAACUGGAGAGGCGUUUAGGCAAGGUUUGCCAAUACGUCAGCGGCAUAUCAGAACUCAUCCAAGGAGCCAAGAAAAUGUUGCCGAUCCGUCACCGCUGGGUUACAGACACUUUUACUGGUAGCGGAGAGGGGGUGUUCCACCUGUGCGAUAGCCCUCACGAUGCCGUGGCACGUGGACUUGGCACAGCUUUAUCGGAGGAUAUUGUGAACAAACUCCACCAGGAUUUUCCCUUCAUUCUCAGUAACUGGCGAAGGCGACAAACUGUGCAUCUUUCCUGUCCAGCACCCAAUCGGGGUCAGCAAGCGAAGCUGCAUUUGCUGUGCUCUGUGGAUUGAAGUCCAUAAUUCCAUUUUUAAAACUCGGUGGUUGACAAGCGGAUCUCAUGGGAAACCAUAUGCGAACUGGGCACUCCCAGGCAC